This is a messenger RNA of Malassezia sympodialis ATCC 42132, 3084 nucleotides long. RefSeq names its product cystathionine gamma-synthase (gene STR2). Gene Ontology annotation, biological process: transsulfuration. The record is from RefSeq and is a predicted model, not a curated record. Gene Ontology annotation, molecular function: cystathionine gamma-synthase activity; pyridoxal phosphate binding. Lineage: Eukaryota; Fungi; Basidiomycota; Malasseziomycetes; Malasseziales; Malasseziaceae.
AUGGCCUUUGCGGUGCCUCCUCCGUACGCUACGUCAGUGCGAGACCGCACAUCCGAAUUUCACACGGCGCUCAACAAGUAUGGGACACAGGCAGCUCCAGCUCCACAGACAAAGCGCCUAACAAGCGCUCACGCGCAGUUCUCCCAACGUGCCCAUGCUGUGGCGCGCGAUUUGACGGCCACCACGGCCAAGCUCGACCGAUUGUCGCAGCUCGCCCGCAGGAAAACCCUGUUUGAUGACCGGCCGGUCGAGAUCUCCGAGCUGACAUACAUUAUCAAGCAUGACAUUGCGGGCCUGAACCGCCAGCUGGCAGAGCUGCAGCAGCUGUCAGGCCACGCGCAGAGAGGCAGUAAAAAUCGGGCUGACGAGCAUCGCAGCAAUGUAGUAACCAUGCUGCAGUCGACAUUGGCCACGACAACGACCAGCUUCCAGGAGAUCUUGGAGGUGCGUACCCAAAAUAUGAAGGCAUCGAAGGACCGCUCGGAGCAGUUUUUCCAGGGCGCGGCGCCUGUGCUCUCCGAGCAGCGCUCGAAAUCGCCGCUCUACACGUUAGCGCGCGCACCUCAUGGUGAAGCGAACCCAGGCCUUGGUGCCGCCAGCCGGCCUGCGGCCUCCUUGUCAGCACCGUCUGCGUCUGCACUUACGCACCGACACCCCUCCAGCGCGCAGAUCCUGCCGGACGAAGAGUCGCGCAGUACAGACAAAGGCUUCUUAGCGCUUGAUAUGAUGGAGACAGGUGCGAUGCAGCAGCAGCAAUUGAUGCUCAACGAGUUUGAGGACCAGCAGUCAAGCUACUUGCAGCAGCGCUCGAAUGCGAUCGAGUCGAUUGAAUCAACUAUCUCUGAACUAGGGCAGAUUUUCGGGCAGCUCGCACAUAUGGUGGCACAGCAGGGAGAGAUGGUGCAGCGCAUCGACGACGAUGUACUGCAAGUCUCCGACAACGUUGAAGGGGCACGGCGAGAGUUGCUGAAGUACUAUGCGACGAUCUCCAACAACCGGUGGCUUAUGUUAAAGAUUUUUGGCGUCCUUAUCAUUUUCUUCCUACGCGAGGGCAUUCCACCCAACGUCUCACAUGCCGUGUCCGUCUCGUUGCCUCGAUGGCAAGAUAUUGUGGACUACGAAGAAGGCCGCCUCACCGACGCGAUGCAGACGGGCUACCCGCGCUUCUUCAUUCAUCGCUCGAUUCAGAAGCUUGCCAAGAUGAUGCGUGACAAGUUUGCCCGGCCCGACGAAGACUGCAUGCUGUUCCCGUCGGGCACGAACGCGUCACAGUGCCGCGACUUUAUUCGCGGUAUGGAAGCGCGACGCGUGCCAGCGUCGCCUCUUCCUCCGGUGCGCAUCGUGCGCUUUAGUCUCAUGGCGCAAAAGUCGCAGGACAGCCUGUCUGAUUGCGUGUGCAUGCACAGUGACUCGUGUAUCCGCCUUUACAUCGUGCUAUUUCCUGCGCAGGUCAUGGGCAUUGCCAAGCAGUUUUGGCAGCACACAGGCGUGGGCAUCUCAAGCCGCAUGGCCGAAGAGUGUCUCCGCAUUUUAAUGCACAACGAGUCGUUGCUCAUGCCCCGUGGCGAUCUGGGCGCCAAAGCGCAUAUGACCAGUGGGCGCCGCGGAUCCCACAAUCCCAACGGUGCCAGCGGCGUUUCCGCACGUGGUGGUGGCUUUGGGCGCGGCCGGUACUCGCGAGGUGUAGACAACCUGUGGGCAAGUGAUUCCGCCAGCUCUAGCACCGUCCAGCCUGACGCAGCGAGUGCAUCAAUGACAGCCCCCGACGAUGAGGAGCUUACGAUCGAACAGUCUGUGUAUGUGGAAGAGCGGUUUGGGCGUAACCUACCCUUUGAGCUAGCUAAAGACGCCCGCAUUGCGCUACGUCGGCGAAUCGCCGGCACGCUCGUCGGUGACAUGGCGGACGAGCCCGCAGACCAUGCAGUCAGUGCUCGCCAGGUGAAAGGCAUUACGGAAGAGGAUGUGUACCUGUUCCCAUGCGGCAUGUCCAGCAUUUUUCAUGCGCACUUGACGAUCAUGCAAGAGCGUGCAUGUCUCCAGCGCGGUGAGCCGCUGACCCCUGCCUCUUGUGCCAAAGCCAUUGGCAGCAUGAAAGACCCCUCAUUCAUGUACGGUCCCUACACAAUCGGCAAGUCGGUGUGUUUUGGUUUCCCUUACACCGACACCCUGAAGGUGUUGCAGAAAUGGGGCCCAGGCUGUCACUUUUUCGGGCAUGGAACGGACGCAGAUCUUAACCAACUGGAAGAGCUGCUCGCCUCGCAGCCGGCCAACGAACCGCGCAUACAUGCCCUGUUUUGUGAGUUUCCCAGCAAUCCUUUGUUGCGGUCGCCUGACCUGGCCCGCAUUCGUCGCCUGGCAGACCAGUACGACUUUUGCGUGGUCAUCGACGAGACUGUGGGCAAUUUCGUUAAUGUGGAAGUGUUACCCUAUGCCGACAUCGUGGUAUCCAGUCUCACUAAAGUAUUUUCGGGGGAAUGCAACGUCAUGGGUGGCUCGCUCGUGUUGAAUCCAAUGGGCCGGCACGCCGACUCCUUGCGCGCUGUUUUGUCUGCCAACUACGCGGACACGCAAUGGGUGGAAGAUGCCAUUUUCCUAGAGCGCAACUCGCGCGAGUUUGUGGCGCGCAUCGCUCAAAUUGACCAUAACGCUGAAACGGUUUCGGACUUUUGUCAUAACAAGAGUCGCGCAGCAGGGUGCGACGACAGCAUGAUACAGGCGGUAUACUACCCCAAGUAUAUCACGCGGGAGCACUACGAUGCGUGCCGGCGGAAGCAGCCAUACACCUCGAUUGGCACGGCGGCGCGGCAGGGUGGCUAUGGUGGUCUGUUAUCCCUGGAGUUCACAACACGCGAAGCUGCACAAGUCUUCUAUGACAGUCUGACGUGUGCCAAAGGCCCCUCGCUCGGCACCAACUGCACACUUGCGUGUCCAUACACCCUGCUUGCACACUACGCCGAGCUGGACUGGGCGGCCGGGAUGGACGUGAGCAGCAAUCUCGUGCGAGUCAGUGUGGGUGUCGAAAAUACCCAGGCGCUCUUGGCUGACUUUGCCUCGGCGCUAGCAGCGGCGGAGGCCACACGCUGA